Molecule: messenger RNA, 3348 nt
Organism: Clupea harengus (Atlantic herring)
Lineage: Eukaryota; Metazoa; Chordata; Actinopteri; Clupeiformes; Clupeidae
Gene: rhag
Product: Rh associated glycoprotein
Biological process (GO): ammonium homeostasis; ammonium transmembrane transport
Cellular component (GO): plasma membrane
Molecular function (GO): ammonium channel activity
Source: RefSeq, a predicted model, not a curated record
AAUCUGCACUGCUCUUAAAACCAGGCCCCUGUGCCUCGGCCCCCCUGUCGCACCACCCCCGGCCCCUGACUGAGGACAGAUAACGCUCGGGCAAGAGAGUGCCAGACAGACGGAGAGAGAGAGAAACAGGGAGAUAACCCAGAGUGGGAAGGAGAGGACUGACUAUGCCAGCGUACGCCACCAACAUGAGGUUCAAGUUCCCCAUCAUCGCGUUGACCCUGGAGAUUCUCACCAUCAUCCUCUACGCCGUGUUUGUGGUUUAUGAUGACGGCAAGUCCUCACACGGUCACCAUGACGACAAUAAGACGGAACCCGCGCACGAGGAGGACCCUCUGGCGCUGUACCCCAUGUUUCAGGAUGUCCAUGUGAUGAUCUUCAUCGGCUUUGGCUUCCUGAUGACCUUCCUGAAGCGCUAUGGAUUCAGCAGUGUGGGCAUCAACCUGCUGCUGGCCGCCUUUGGCCUCCAGUGGGGCCUGCUGCUGCAGAACGUCUGGCACAUGGACGAUGGCAAGAUCAAAGUUGGCAUCAUCCAUAUGAUCAACGCUGACUUCAGCACGGCCACUGUGCUCAUCUCCUUUGGAGCCGUCUUAGGGAAAACCAGUCCUGUCCAGCUCCUCAUCAUGACUCUGCUGGAGAUCACGACCUUCUGCAUCAACGAGCACAUCGUCGUGGGAAUUCUGGGAGCCUCUGAUAUCGGAGCGUCUAUGACCAUCCAUGCCUUCGGUGCCUACUUUGGCCUGGCUGUGGCCCGCAUGCUGUACCGCCCUGCUCUGAGGAACGGUCACGAGAACGACGGCUCUGUCUACCACUCUGACCUGUUCGCCAUGAUCGGUACGGUCUUCCUGUGGAUGUUCUGGCCAAGUUUCAACUCGGCCAUUGCUGACAAAGGGAUGCCUCAGCUCAUGGCCGUCACCAACACCUACUUCUCCCUGGCCGCGUGCGCUCUGUCCGCCUACGCCACCUCCAGUCUGGUUGAGCAUAAGGGUAAACUCGACAUGGUGCACAUUCAGAAUGCCACCCUUGCCGGAGGUGUCGCCGUGGGAACCUGCGCCAACAUGGCCAUCGGCCCAUUUGGUGCCAUGAUCAUUGGCAUGCUGGCUGGCAUCAUCUCCACCCUCGGCUUCAAGUUCCUCACUCCCAUCCUGGCAUCUAACCUGGGGAUCCAGGACACUUGCGGGGUCCACAACCUGCACGGCAUGCCCGGCAUUCUGGGGGGUCUGGCUGGAAUCGUGGCGGCUGCUCUCGGCAAGCUGGAGAGUACGGAUGCCACCAAGCAGGCUGCAGGCCUGGCCUGUUCUCUGGGCAUUGCCCUUGUUGGUGGUGCCAUCACAGGCUUCAUCUUGAAGCUUCCAAUCUGGAGUCAGCCACCAGACCAGAAUUGCUUUGAUGACUCCCUCUACUGGGAGGUUCCCGAGGAGGAGGAAGAGAACGAGGAGAGUCUGGCCCACGGAGAUCAUUCCAAAAACAAGACAGAGGCUUAGGGUCAAACCUGGCUUGAGUGCAGCUAUCACACACUUCAUGGUUGUGAGUUAGGCAUAAGAGAGUCACCAGGGGGAUUUAGAGAAUUUUGUGACAGUAGGAAUAGAAAUUCUGAAUAAUUUGAGAUGUUAACUGGGUUUUUGAGCCACGCUUUUUGUUUUUUGAUUCAAAUUGUAUAAUGAUGCACUGGCUGGAUUUAAUGGACUUUAAACCCAUAUCAAUAGAAAAAAAAUGUUGGCAACCAUUAAUUACAAUUCACAUUGCCAGUGCUUUAGUGCUACUUUUGCCACAUCGAAACUUACUGAGUCUUGUGGCCGGGUGGAUAUGCUUUAAAAGAGCAUCUACUGAAUGUAAUCACUGAGAUAUUCUCAAGAGAUUGGACAGUGAGAUGCAUGUAUUUUUGUUAUGUACCCCACAUCUUUAAUGUUGCAAUCGGGACAGUUUAUGCCAGGCAAAGCCGCAUCUAUUUUUUUUAAGCUAAAAGUGAUCAGGAGGAAUGUUACUCUCACCAUCCCCCUUAGUGAAUAUAAAAUUAAGCAAAAGAGCUAUGAGAAUCACGACAAUAGCGGGAACAUUCUGUGUGAAAACAUUCCACAAUACAGAAUGCUAUUCUGUGUAUGGCUGGUGAUUAUGAGGGGUGUGUGCACAAUCAAUUCCCAUACAUGUACAUAACAACACAUAUAUCAGGGCACUCAUGGAUUUAUUUGUUCAUUUGCAAUAAGCUUUUCUACACUCUCAGAAAAGGUUUCCUUAUGGACGCCAUUAACAGGUUGUUGCCCUGAUCAUUUCAAACACAACUUUUAAGAGAUGUCCUGUGAAGACAAGCAGAAGAACCUUUAAGGCUUCGGGGCAUCACCAGUUCUUUUUCUGAGAAUGUAUGAUGGAUUACUCAGGAGAAAGUGAGGCAGGGGCGUGUUGGUCUUUAGUCCAGCAGCUCUCCCUCAAUCACACAAAUAUUAUGCUUGCUUCUGGUCCUCAGAGGCAAAAAUAGCCUGGUAAAAAAGUGUAUAUUCUUCUGUUGCGGUAUUUUGGAACAACUGUCUUGUAUUGAAAAUGAAAUAGAAAUAGUAUGUACCUUAUUUUUAGUAGUACACCCUACUAUGUUCCAAACAGAUUAAUGACUUCAAAAUAUUUCUGAUAUUCUCUUCUACAAUGUUAUGCAUGCAGUUGUUCCAAAAUAGCACAGCUUAAGUAUACUUAUUUAUUUUACUGGGACAGGCACUCACACUGGAGCCAAAGGGCCUGAUGUUGUCUGGCCUCAGGCCUCUCACCUCAGAUAGAAACAGACUGCAUGCUGGGCUAGGAUAGAUACACACAGCUAUUAGCCGUUCACACUCUUGUGUUGUUUGUCUUUUGUUUGUUAGUUUCCUCAGUUUCUUUUGCUUAAAUCUUUUUUUUUGUACAGCAUGUAUGUAAACAUAACGAUAUAGUCUGCUUCUAGUCUUCCCCGCAUCUCUUCUGACGACUAGUACUGGGGCUUUUGGUCUUACAUCAGUGGAUUAAUGUACUGCACCAAUUUAACUUACUCUGUACAACUAACAGCAAAGUAUGGAAACUGAAGUGCAGUGAGGAGAAGGAAGUAGUGGUAAACACAAAGGCCAUAGACCCUCAGUGGAGAACAGGGAGAAACUGAACAGACUACGGAUAGGUUAGACUCUAGGUAUUUAGCUUUGCAGAUGUUACAGUAAAUGCUAGCAUAGUGAACUUGUGUCUUAGAGGUAAAGCGUAGUGCACCAGAAAGGUUUAACUUUAUUUUUUUUUAAGGCUUGGCCAUAAAUGUUUAUUUUCAAAUGAGAUUCAAAUGUACCACACUUUGUACAAUGUAUUGAAUACGGAUACUGUCAUUUAUAAACUUGCUUUUAUACAAUA